AUGCCUGUCGUUGCUGUCGCGGGAGGUACUGGCAAUGUCGGCCGCGCCAUUGUUGAAGCUAUUGUAGCUACAGGGAAAUAUGAGGUCGUGAUUCUUAGUCGGAAGUCAAAUCCGGAACGGUCUGCCGAACUGGGUGUGCCUAUUAUUCCAGUCGACUAUACUGAUGUUGACGCUUUGGCGAGAACUCUAGAGGACCGCAACAUCCAUACGGUCGUAUCAGCUUUGGUGAUGAUGCCUUCUCCCAAUGGAGAUCUUCCAAGAGAAGUCGAGUUGAUCCAAGCAGCCGACAAGUCGAGAGCCACUAAACGAUUCAUCUCUAGCGACUGGGGACUUCCUCAUACCGCCGAACAUAUCACGCAGCUCGUAUCCGUAAAGUUCAAACUCGAUGCCGAAAAAGCUCUUGAAAAUACGAAGGACCUUGAGACCACCAGGUUUCUAAACGGAUUCUUCCUAGACUAUUUCGGUCUUCCUAAAUUUCCGUCCCAUAUGCCGCCCACGACCAUGGUCUUGGACGUCGCGAACAAUGCGGCGGCCAUACCGGGCUCAGGGGACGUACCGGCAGUCUUCACUCACACGUCUGACGUAGCAAAAUUUGUCGCUGCAAGUCUGGAUCUAGACAACUGGGACCCUGUUCACUACGUCAUCGGCGACAGAGUCACAUGGAACGAGUUCCUGCACCUCGCAGAAGAGGCAAAAGGUACGAAGUUUAAAGUGGUAUACGACCCAAUCGAAAAGCUCCAGAGCGGAAAGGUGACCGAAUUGCCGGGCCACAUCGCGGCUUAUCCCUAUUUUCCAAAAGAGAUUUUGCAGAAGUUUGCCGCUACUUUCGCCCUGUGGUGGGCGACUGGAGCUUUUGACUUCAAGCCCAAGUCUACUCUCAAUGACCGCCUUCCGAGCCUCGGCACGCUCAAAGUGAAGGAGUUGCUAGACAGAGCUUGGAAGUAA
This is a messenger RNA of Clonostachys byssicola, 945 nucleotides long. The record is from the annotation of a GenBank genome assembly. Lineage: Eukaryota; Fungi; Ascomycota; Sordariomycetes; Hypocreales; Bionectriaceae.